AUGAAAGAACACUAUCCCUAUAGCAUCCAAAGGGCGAUUCUUCGGGGACUCGACCGGUAUUACGACUUUUUGAGCUGGACAGAAGGUACAAUACAUAUCCAAUCGAUUGUCGAAGUUCAUGUUAAAAUCGAGAACCGGGACGGUGUCGCCAAGCCAGAAGACAUCUUGAAUUUAAUUGAGUGCCACCAGAAGCUGAUCCGAUGGGUGAGCAAAACCCUGGUCCCAGGCCAACCGGAAAGGGCAUUAUCCUACGGGAUGCAGCAGAAUACACGGUCACAUGCUUGGUACAUCAAAUUGGCACGUGACGCGUUGAUGUCCAACAUCCGUGGAAUCCUCCUACAUUCAUUAGAAGCAAUCCUUGACCUUCACUCUAAAAUUCAUUUCAACGACCGUGUUGCCACACCAGAAGACACCAUCAAUUUAUUGAAGCACUACCAGGGGCUUACCAGUAUGGUGACCAGCAAACCAGUCACCGUUGUUAGUCAAUCAGAAGCUUCAGCCCAGGAAUUUCUGGAUAAUCUCAAAGGGGCACUUGAAAAACUGACGGCCCAGCUGUGUCAAAUGAUGGAUCCAUUUAAACUUAGUGACUUAACCCCAGAUCCAGUGGAAGUAGACGCUUACAACAUCCAAAAAGCAAUUCUUCGAGAGAUCACUGAUAAUUAUAAGGGUUCCAGGAGACUUCAUGGUACAAAAUUAAUUGAAUGGAUCGUCACACUUCACAAUAGAAUUGAAAACCGGAGAGGUGUUGCCAAACCAUACGAAACUGUGCAAUUAAUCAAGUACCACCAGGAGCUUAUCCAAUGGGUGAACCAAAACCUGCGCCCAGGUCAACCUUUAACACACUUUCAAACGGCUGGGCAACAGGAACACGCUUGGUACGUUGAAAGUGCACGCGUCGUGUUAACAACCACACUGCGUGGAAUCCUCCUACGUCCAUCAACAGGCCAUCCCGAUAUUUCCCCAUAG
Puccinia triticina is the source of this 966-nucleotide messenger RNA. RefSeq lists its product as uncharacterized. The coding region runs from base 1 to 966 and encodes 321 amino acids. Lineage: Eukaryota; Fungi; Basidiomycota; Pucciniomycetes; Pucciniales; Pucciniaceae. The record is from RefSeq and is a predicted model, not a curated record. The transcript has 2 exons.